AUGGCCAUCUCAUCUCGCCUCGCCCUGUGGGAGCAGAAGGAAAGUUAUUCUCGGGGUUGGAUUCGAGAAGAGGACAAGAGCCCCCCACCAUCCUCGCCCCCUCCCCUUUUCUCUGUCAUCCCAGGGGGCUUCAUCCGGCAGCUGGUCCGAGAGACUGAAAAAGAGUCCAAGGAAGCAAGAAGGAAGAAGCAGGCAGUGCUGACGUCUCCAGAGCCAGAGACCCCAGAAGCUUCCACUUGCCCAACCAACAGCCAGCCCUGCAGCACCAGUCGGUCUGGAAGUACCCCAAUUCCUAAAGACAAUGAACCAAGCACUUCCCAGAACCUCAACAUUCCUGGCAAGGAGAAUGAGGGUGCUGCUCCUUCAGACCCUGCUCCUAGGACCAGCCUGGAUGGGGAGAAGUCCCCGGAGGUGGGAAGCAGUGGACCCCCAGCUAAGAAGCCCAUGCCUCUCAAGAGGGGCCCGAGGAGGGGCGAUGUAUUGCUCAUGGUGGCCAAGCUGGACCCGGACUCAGCCAAGCCGGAGCAGAGGACUCCCCAGGAUGAGCCCAAGAGCAAACCGUCACCUCCAGCCACAGACCCUGGAGGAGAGAGAAAGGGGAGCCCCCCACAGACACCCCAAAACAAAACUGAAACCCCUACCCCAAAGACUGAGAAGACUCAGACUGGGACAUAUGGGAAACCCAGUACUGUACCCCUGACUUCUAAGGAUGAAAAGGAGCAAGGCACAGUGGGGAAAGGGGGUGCAAUCUCUCAGACCAAAGGGCCAAAAGGGGGUGAGCCCCAGGGCAGAGAGGGGCCUGAUGAAGGUGGUCAGGCAGGGUCAGCUGUAAAGGAUGGAGGGGCAUCCCCAAACAAGCUGGCCAAGGAGAGUGUCCCCAAGGAUGCUGGGGGGAAGGAAAAGAAAACGGGUGUCCAAGUUCAAGUGCAGAAAGGGGUAGGGUCCCUGGGGAGAAAGAGUCUGAAGGACAGACUCCUAAGUCAGAAGGACAGAGAAGGGAAGGCAGGCAAGCCUCAGCUGGCAACUGAGGCGGGGGUAAUCCCCAAAGGGUGUGGGAAAGUCGGGGAGCCUCCAAGUGUGCAUGAAAAGCCUCCAGGAGAGCCAAUAAAGGUGGAGGCAGCCCUGUCUGAGUGCCCAGUGACAGGUCAGGCUGGGAGUGAGAUGGAGACAGGCCGAGAACCCCCGACAGAGGUGCUUGCAAGGGAAGAGUCCCCAGGGGACUCCGGGAAGACCAGUCACCCUGACAGCCCAGGGCAGGGGGCACCAGUACCCUUUCCAGCUACCCAGCUGGAACCACCCAUUGAGACUGCCCUGGAAGGCCCAACCCAAGGGCCUGCAGAUCAGAUGGAGACCCCAGAGGCCCGAGGCUCAGAUCAGCCCUCUGAAGACCGGUGGUACGAGGCAGAGAAGGUCUGGCUGGUUCAGAAGGAUGGAUUUACCCUGGCUACGGUGCUGAAACCAGAUGAGGGAACAGCCGACCUACCGGCAGGAAGGGUGCGACUUUGCAUUGAUGCUGACAAGACAACCACAGAAGUGGAUGAGGAGCAUGUUCAUAGGGCCAACCCCCCUGAGCUGGACCAGGCUGAGGACUUGGCCUCCCUGGUCAGUGUCAACGAGUCCAGUGUCCUGAACACGCUCCUGCAGCGCUACCGGACUCAGCGGCCACACACCCGUGCGGGGUCCGACCUCAUCAUCCUCCGUCCGUGGGGGCUCCCGGUGUCUUCUGCUGACAAGGUGCCCAGAUUGCCCACCCACCUUGGGUCCCUGGCCCACAGGGCUUACUGGGCUUUGAUGAGCCAACGGAAGGACCAGAGCAUCGUGGCGCUGGGCCGGAGUGGUGCAGGGAAGACGGCCUGCUGUGAGCAAGUCCUGGAGCAGCUGGUGGUGCUGGCGGGUAGUGUGGAUGGCAGGGUCUCAGUGGAGAAGCUUCAAGCCAUGUUCACUGUCCUCCGGGCCUUUGGCUCCGUGACUACCGGCCACAGCCACAGCGCCACCCGCUUUGCCAUGGUGAUGUCCCUGGACUUCAGUGCCUCAGGCCGGGUCACAGCCGCUCAGCUGCAGACCAUGCUCCUAGAGCAGAGCCGUGUGGCCCGGCAGCCAGACAGCGAAGGAAACUUCCAGGUUUUCUCACAGAUGCUCGCGGGCUUGGACCUUGAUCUCAGGACGGAACUGAACCUGCACCAGCUGGCUGCCAGCAGCUCCUUCGGCAUGGGCACCUGGCCCAAGUCUGAAGAUAAGCAGAAGGCAGCGGCAGCCUUUGCCCAGCUUCAGGCUGCCAUGGAAACUCUGGGCAUCUCCGAGAGUGAGCGACGGGCCCUGUGGCGGGUGCUGGCAGCCAUCUACCACCUGGGUGCAGCAGGUGCCUGCAAAGUGGGCCGGAAGCAGUUCAUGCGGUUCGAGUGGGCCAACCAUGCAGCUGAGGCACUGGGCUGUGAGUAUGAAGAGCUGAAUACAGCCACCUUCAAGCACCAUCUUAGGCAGAUCAUCCAGCAAGUGACCUCGGGGUCAAGCCAGCGGAUGUCCCCAGAGCAGGAGACCAGCUCAGGCCUCAAGAUGACAGGCACCGAGUGCGUGGAGGGGAUGGCUGCUGGCCUGUACCAGGAGGUCUUUGCCGCUGUGGUCUCACUCAUCAACAGGUCCUUCUCUUCCCCUCAUCUCUCCAUGGCCUCCAUCAUGGUGGUGGAUGCCCCGGGCUUCCAGAACCCCCGGCACCAGGGCAAGGAGCGGGCGGCCACCUUCGAGGAGCUGUGCUGCAACUACACGCAGGAGCGUCUGCAGUUGCUCUGCUACCAGCGGACCUUCGGCUCAACACUGCAGCGCUUCCAGGAGGAAGGCAUCCCUGUGAACUUUGAGCCCCCUGAGACAUCCCCAGGGACCUCGGUGGCUGUGGUGGACCAGAAUCCCCCCCAGACCCCUCGACCAACUGGAGGAAGUGCCAAGGACUCUGCAGGCCUGUUCUGGGUUCUGGAUGAGGAGGUCCGUGUGGAUGGCUCCAGCGAUGCAGUGGUACUGGAACGCCUCCGGGUGGCCUUUGAGAAGAUGGGAGUGGGGGUUGAAGGGACCUCUGCAUUCAGGACCUGCGAGCAGCCCCUGCAGUUCGAGAUCUCCCACCAGCUGGGACAGGACCCAGUGCGCUAUGACCUCACAGGCUGGCUCCACAGGGCCAAGCCCAACCUCUCAGCCCUGGAUGCCCCCCACAUCCUGCAGCACUCGAAAAGGGAGGAGCUCAGGAACCUGUUCCAAUGCCGGGCCAAGCUGCCUCCUGUGUGCCGGGCCCUGGCAGGCCUGGAAGGCACCUCCCAGCAGGCCCUGCAGCGGGGCUGCACCCUGAGAAGGACAUUUGCCCGCAGCCUGGCCGCUGUGAAGAGGAGGGCAGCAUGCAGCCAGGUCCAGCUGCAGAUGGAUGCACUGACCAACGUGCUCAGAAGGUCUCAGCUGCACUUCAUUCACUGCCUGGUACCAGGACCACAAUCAAGUGGGGACACAACUGGUCCCCCACCCGCAGACAUCCCUGCACUGAGGAUUCAGCUCGCAGGGGCCCACAUCCUGGAGGCACUUCGUCUGCACCGGGCAGGCUAUGCGGACCACAUGGGGCUUGCUCAGUUCCGCCGUCAUUUCCAGACACUGGACCCUCUGCUCAUGAAGAAGCUUGACUCUGCCUCAGAAACAAUGCCUGAGAGGAAGGCUGUGGAGUUGCUGCUGCAGAGCCUGGAUCUGGAGAAGACGGCGAUCGCAGUGGGGCACAGCCAGGUAUUCCUCAAGGCGGGCGUGGUGUCCAGGCUGGAGAAGCAGAGGGAGAAACUGGUGGCACAGAGCAUCGCGUUCUUCCAGGCAGCCUGCAGGGGUUUUCUGGCUCGCCAGGAAUUCAAGAAGCUGAAGAUUCACAGGCUGGCUGCCCAGUGCAUCCGGAAGAAUCUGGCUGUAUUUCUGGCCAUCAAGGACUGGCCAUGGUGGCAGCUCCUGGCAUUCCUCCGGCCCCUGCUGAGUGCUACCAUAGGGGAUGAGCAGCUGCAUGCCAAGGAGGAGGAACUUACAGUGCUGAGGUUGAAGCUAGAGAAAUCGGAGAAGUCGAGGAAUGAACUCCGGCAGAACGUGGACCUGCUUGAGAGCAAGAUCGCUGAUUUGACCACAGAGCUGGCUGAUGAGCGCUUCAAAGGGGAUGUAUCCUGCCAAGUGUUGGAGACCGAGCAUGCAGAACGACUCCGGGCCUCGAGGGAACUCCAGGAGGUCAAGAGCAAGUACGAACAAGUUCAGAAGAGUUUGGGAGAAGUGGAGAAACAGUUGGAAGAAGCCCAGCAGAAAAUUCAGCUGAGUGAUGCUGAAAGGAAACAAGUUGGAGGUGCAGACGAGUGGCAAAUGCGCUUCGAUUGUGCCCAGAUGGAAAAUGAGUUCCUCAGAAAGCGUCUCCAGCAGUUUGAGGAGAGGUUAGACUCUGAGCUCACAUCCCGGAAAGAGCUGGAGCAGAAGCUGGCAGAGCUGCAGAGUGCUUAUGAGGCGGCCAAGAAGACGGCCCAGCAGCUGAAGAGGAAGUGCCACCAUGUGUCCUGUGACCUGGAGGACAGCCGCGUGCUGCUGGAGAGCCAGCAGGCCCGAAACCACGAGCUGGAGAAGAAGCAAAAGAAGUUUGAUAUGAAGCUGGCCCAGGCCCUGGGGGAGUCUGUGUUUGAGAAGCGACUUCGUGAGAAAGUGAUCCAGGAGAAUGCCAGUAUCCGGUGGGAACUGGGAAAGCUCCAGCUGCAGCUGAAGCAAAAGGAAGAGGAGACUUCACAACUGAAGCAGGACAUGAAGGUCCUGCAAACUCAGAAGCAGGAAUUGUUGGUGACACCCUCUUCGGGGGACAGUUGCAUCAAAAACUUGAAGGAGAAGAUCUGGAAGCUGGAAUGCAGUGCCCUGGAGCAGGGGAAAAUCCAGAACCAGCAGGAGAACACCAUCGAGCAGCUGCAGCAGCUCCGCCAACGCUUUGAGCUGGAGAUAGAGCGAAUGAAGCAGAUACAUCAGAAGGACCGUGAGGACCGGGAAGAAGAACUGGAGGAUGUCCGCCAGUCAUGCCAGAAGCGGCUCCGCCAGCUGGAAAUGCAGCUGGAGCAAGAAUAUGAGCAGAAGCAGCUGGUUCUCCAUGAGAAGCAGGAUCUGGAAGGCUUGAUUGGGACCCUCUGUGACCAGAUUGGCCACCGGGACUUUGAUGUGGAGAAGCGCCUUCGCAGGGACCUCCGAAGGACCCAUGCACUGCUGUCAGAUGUGCAGCUCCUGCUGGCAACCAUGGAGGACGGCAAAGCAUCUGUCAGCAAGGAGGAGCUGGAAAAGGUGCACAGCCAGCUGGAGCUGAGUGAAGCCAAGUGUGAGGACGCUCUGAAGACCCAGAAAACGCUGACCGCAGACCUGGAGAGCAUGCAUAGCGAGUUGGAGAGCAUGACACGCAGCAAGAGCCUGGUGGAUGAGCAGCUGUACCGGCUGCAGUUCGAGAGAGCCGACCUGCUGAAGCGCAUUGAUGAGGACCAGGAUGACCUAAAUGAUCUCAUGCAAAAGCACAAGGACCUCAUUUCUAAGUCAGCUACAGAUAUUGGGCAGAUCCAGGAACUGCAGCUACACCUGGAGGAGGCGAAGAAGGAGAAGCACAAGCUUCAAGAACAAUUGCAGGUGGCUCAGAUGCGCAUUGAAUACCUGGAGAAGUCCACGGUAGACCGCUCCAUUGUCAGCAGGCAGGAGGCCAUCAUCUGUGAUCUGGAGAACAAGACGGAGUUCCAGAAGGUGCAGAUCAAGAGACUUGAGGCCCUGGUGAUUCGGCUUCGGGACAACCUGAUCAAGAUGGGCGAGGAACUCUCACAGGCGUCCCUGAUGGAGACGCAGCAGCGUGAAAGCAACCAGUAUUACCAGCGGCGCCUGGAGGAGUUGAAGGCAGACAUGGAGGAGCUGCUACAGAGGGAGGCCGAAGCCAACCAGCGGUACAUGGUGCUGGAAAAGUACGUGGAGGAGCUGGGUGCGGUGAGGCAGACCCUGCAGGCUGACCUGGAGACGUCCAUCCGGCGCAUUGCUGAUCUGCAGGCUGCCCUGGAGGAUGUGGUGUCCAGUGAUAGCGAGGCCGAGAGUGUCCAGACAGCUGUGGACUGUGGUGACAGUGGAAGAAAAGAGAUAGAUAACAUGUCCACCCUCAGCUCCCAGCCUGAGGGCAGUGUACAAUCCUGGCGCAGCUGUACUCUGUCCCUGGAUACAGAUACCAUGAGAACCCCAUCUCGACUGUCCUACCUCAGCCGCCACAGCCCCGCUCCCGCUCCCAGUCGAAAACUGGUAAAGGAGGAGAUCGGGACCGCCCAGAGCCGAGCCAGGAAAGUGCGGACGUCCUCCCCAGUGUCCAGGAGCAGAGACCCAUCUCCGCAGGGAAGGGAGCAGCUGCCCAGCCCCUCGGCUGCACUGUCAGAGUUCGUGGAAGGCCUGAGAAAGAAGAGGGCACAGAGUGGCCGUGGCUCGGCACUGAGCCUGGAGGACUGGCCCAGCCCGCCUGUCUACCACAUCACCGGGGCUGCCUCUCUGCGCAGGGCCCGGGCAGCUGGGGACCAGCAGGUGGGUCUGUCCCGGAGGGACCCCACAGCAGAGUCUCCUCUGACACCCGGGCUGGCAUCUGGGCUACUGCGGUCAUCCAGCCUGCGCUGCCUCCCCCAGGAAAGCAGCGAGGACCCCCCACCGCUGGACUCCCAGACCACCAAGAAGACCCGGUUCGGCUCCUGCGAGGGCCUCCUAGAAUCAGGGCCGGGUCCCACCUGCUGUGUACCUGGCCCUGACCUGGUCCUGUCACCCACUCUGCGUCCUCGGAGGCGCUGCCUGGAGGCCUCCCUGGAUGAAGCGGGCUGCCCGGACCUAGGGAAAGAGCCACUGGUCUUCCAGAAUCGCCAGUUUGCCCACUUCAUGGAGGAACCUCCGGAUGGCAGAGACACUUCCAGCUUCAGCUGGAAGCUCCCAGGCCUCAGCUAUGACCGCCACACUAGGGUGGCUUUUGAUGACUUCAUCCCAGCUAUCCGGAAGCCUGGGUCACCUUCGUCGGUGACCGGUCAGGCCAGUCAGCAGCAGCAGCAGCAGCAGCAGGCCCAGGCACCCGCUGAAACAGAGCAGGCCAAGAGCUCCUUCCUCUCGGGCUUCAAAGCCCUUUGGAAGUGGAGCCGGGAGCCCCGGGAGGACGACCCCGCUCACCUCUCCGACUCCUCGUCCUCGGCCUGCUCCAUUGCCUCCUGCAAGAGCAGCCCUAGGAUGCCAAGGAUGGAAGGGGAUGGGGGUGAGCGGAGGUCCCCCGAGGCCAGAGAGCACCCCGCAGGCGCCCAGGCAGGGAAGGAUGAGGACGUGGAGAGCAUAAUGAAGAAGUAUCUGGGAAAGUAGGACGGUGGCCAGGUCCAAGUACGGGGCUAGGAGAAGCGAAGAGAGAAAGAAAGAAAGAGAGACAGGCAG
This is a messenger RNA of Suncus etruscus (white-toothed pygmy shrew), 7434 nucleotides long. RefSeq names its product myosin XVIIIB (gene MYO18B). The record is from RefSeq and is a predicted model, not a curated record. Gene Ontology annotation, molecular function: cytoskeletal motor activity; ATP binding; protein binding. NCBI's taxonomy places the organism in Eukaryota, Metazoa, Chordata, Mammalia, Eulipotyphla, Soricidae. The coding region runs from base 1 to 7365 and encodes 2454 amino acids. The transcript has 44 exons. Gene Ontology annotation, cellular component: myosin complex.